Messenger RNA from Rubroshorea leprosula, 1978 nucleotides. NCBI's taxonomy places the organism in Eukaryota, Viridiplantae, Streptophyta, Magnoliopsida, Malvales, Dipterocarpaceae. The record is from the annotation of a GenBank genome assembly.
CUUUCUCUUCUACUAGUUGUUUCUUUUUUCCAUUUUUUUUUCACUGAUUACCACCAUAUGCUUUUGGUCUGAGAGACACAACUCCCAUGCCAAUGUAGGAGUGAUAAAUCUGAAGUAGAUAUGUAUAAGAAUCAACUGCAGGAACUUGCACAGAGAAGCUGCUUCAAUCUUCCUUCUUAUGCCUGUAUUAGGGAAGGACCGGAUCAUGCACCAAGAUUUAAAGCUUCUGUGAACUUCAAUGGUGAGAUCUUUGAGAGUCCAAGCUACUGUCCGACAUUGAGACAGGCUGAGCAUGCUGCUGCAGAGGUUGCUCUUAAUGUCCUGUCUUCAAGAGGUCCUUCAAGGUCUCUCACUGCAAGAGUUCUUGUAAGUUUGUACUUUUUUUUCCCAUCAUGUCCAUCUGUCUAAUGUUUGAUGUUUUUCCCUGUUUCAUCAUGUUUUGUCUUUUCGUUUUGAUAUUUGUAAUCAAGGAUGAGACAGGAAUUUACAAGAACCUUCUUCAAGAAACUGCUCACAGAGCAGGGCUUAACCUCCCUGUGUACACCACCGUUAGAUCAGGUCCUGGCCAUGUCCCCAUCUUCACCUGCACUGUGGAGCUUGCUGGAAUGAAUUUCACAGGUGAAUCGGCAAAGACCAAGAAGCAAGCUGAGAAGAAUGCUGCAAUUGCAGCCUGGUCUGCCUUGAAAAGAAUGCCAAACUUGGAUUCAUUGACGAAUAAAGAAGGUGACAAUCACGAAGAGCAGGACCAGGCAGCCGUGGCAAGGGUGCUCUCAUGUUUCAAGCCAAAAGAUGAAAACAAACAAGUUAGGAGAAGGGAUCAUCAUAACCAAGCAAGAAGAAGAAUGGUGAAGAAUAGCUCUUUCACUUCUAGCAACCCUCUGCUCCAUCAACAAUGGAGGCUUAUGGAUCUUUUAAUGGAUCCUGCCAUGGAUGGUUCUACACAAAGGCAGAACAGCUUUGUUUCUCUUCUUCCUCCACCCCCACCAAGAACAGCUUCUAAGAUCCUAUCACCGACAACAUCUGAGACUGCAAUUCAAAAUAUACCGUCUCCUCCAGUGGAAGAGCAUCUGAAAAAUGAGGGAGAAUGUUCAAACACAAGAAAUUCAGUUUCAAGUAAUUCUGUUUAUGGGGCAAGUUCUAAUUCCCUAUUCAAGCCAGAUCCAGUGCUCAAAAGUGAUCCAAUCCAAAUUAGUAGGGUUAGUAGACUUUUUGGGUCUCUUAGUCCAACUCCCCUCAAGGCAACUGCAGCUCCACAAAUUGGCAGGAACAUGUACACAGGAGGGUUCAAUCCACACAGGAUUGCCCCAGCAGUUCAAAUCAGAUCAGUGAUCCCAGUGUGUGCGGCAGCACCACCACCAAAUCCAUUAAGACCCCAACCGGCAAUCUCCUCAAAGAGAGAUGCCUCACCAUCAUCACCAAGCUUGAUUGUUCCUUCACCUCCUUCCUUGUCCACACAAACAGGAGCAGAGGUCUCAUCAGCCAGCUCAGUGUUAAAGCAGUCACAGGCACAGCCAACUGAACUCAGUUCUGAGUUGAUAAAGCUGCAAUUAUGAGUAAUAUAAUAACAAGUAAACACUUUCUUGGUUGUUUUUACUCGGUCUUAAUGCAAUAUUGCACUUUAGCCUUUGUAAAAUUACUGCCUAGUGCCUACCAUAGUUUUUGUGACUUUUGUUGUUGAUGGGUCGGUAUUGAAAUUUUGUGAAAUAUGAUAUGGAUAGAUGAAUUUUGUAUGAUUUUUUUUUUUUUAAUUUUUUUAUCACCAUUACUGCAACAUGAGAGAGAAGGUGAGAGCAUUAAAUGGGAUCUGGGGUAGUGGGUUGCAGCCUUGCAUUACAGGGGAUAAGAAAGAGAGAGAGAGAAGGAGGGGGUAGAUGGAGAUAGCAAUGAAAGCACAGAGUGAAAGAGGAAGACCAGACAAUUGCAGUGAUAAACGCAAGCAAUUAAGUUACCCUCUCAGCAAUAUAUUUAAUGGCCUUGU